Zonotrichia albicollis (white-throated sparrow) is the source of this 15047-nucleotide messenger RNA. Lineage: Eukaryota; Metazoa; Chordata; Aves; Passeriformes; Passerellidae. The record is from RefSeq and is a predicted model, not a curated record.
UUUCUUUGUAAUUGCUGCCAUGGGAAGAUACUUGACUAUGCUGCUGCUGCUGAUGCUGCUGGUGCAGCAUUUUGGAAACUGUGAAGGAAAUCAAAGGCCACAUCAUGCUCCAUCAAUGCAAUUUACAGAAAUACAGUAUAAUGCCACUGUGUAUGAGAAUUCUGCAGCCAAGACUUACGUUGGGCAUCCAGUGAAAAUGGGCAUUUACAUUACAAAUCCACUGUGGGACAUAAGAUACAAAAUUAUUUCUGGUGACAGUGAGAACUUGUUCAAAGCUGAAGAGUAUGUUCUUGGAAACUUUUGCUUUUUGAGAAUACGGACCAAGGGAGGCAACACAGCUAUCCUUAACAGAGAGGUGAAGGACCAUUAUAUGCUGACUGUUAAAGCAGUUGAAAAAAAUACAAAUGCUGAAACUCGCACGAAGGUCAGGAUACAGGUACUGGAUACAAAUGACUUGCGGCCUUUGUUUUCUCCAACAUCGUACAGCGUUUCUUUGCCUGAGAACACAGCAAUAAGGACCAGCAUCGCAAGAGUCAGCGCGACAGAUGCAGAUAUAGGAACAAAUGGAGAGUUCUACUACAGCUUUAAAGAAAGAACGGAUGUGUUUGCCAUACAUCCAACUAGUGGAGUGGUAGUUCUGACUGGUAGACUUGACUACUCAGACACAAAGCGUUAUGAGAUGGAAAUUCUUGCAGUGGACCGUGGGCUGAAGCUGUAUGGUAGCAGCGGCAUAAGCAGUAUGGCAAAACUAACGGUUCACGUGGAGCAAGCAAAUGAACAUGCCCCUGUCAUUACAGCUGUUCCAUUGACUCCAUCAGAGUCAGACCCAGAUCCCACGUAUGCAAUUGUAACCGUAGAGGACAAUGACCAGGGUUCGAACGGGGAAAUAGCAUCAUUAAAUAUUGUUGCAGGAGAUGCACUUCAACAGUUCAAAACAGUAAGGUCUGUUCCAGGUGGCAAAGAAUACAGAAUAAAAGCCAUUGGUCCCAUUGACUGGGAGAGUCACCCUUUUGGAUACAACCUUACCCUUCAAGCUAAAGACAAAGGGAAUCCCCCACAAUUUUCUUCUGUAAAAGUUGUUCAUGUGACAUCACCACAAUUUAAAUCUGGUCCUGUCAGAUUUGAAAAAGAGAUAUAUAGAGCUGAAAUAAGUGAAUUUGCUCCUCCAAACACACCUGUGAUAAUGGUGAAAGCUGUGCCUAGUUACCCACAUUUAAAAUAUGUAUUUAAAAACACACCAGGAAAAGUAAAAUUCAAUUUAAACGCUCACACUGGUCUUAUUACCACAUUAGAACCCAUAAAAGCACAAUAUGCAUCCCAUUUUGAACUUGAAGUUGUGACAAGUGACAGAAGAGCUUCUGCAAAAGUAUUAAUUAAGGUACUAGGCAUGAAUAGCAAUCCUCCUGAGUUUACUCAGACAUCCUAUAAGGCCUCCUUUGAUGAAAAUGUGCCAAUAGGUACAAGUGUCAUGAGAGUGAGUGCAAAAGACCCUGAUGAAGGGGAAAAUGGUUAUGUGACCUAUAGCAUUGCCAACCUAAAUCCUUUGCCAUUUGUGAUUAACCAUUUCAGUGGGAUUAUUAGUACCUCAGAAGACUUGGAUUAUGAAUUGAUGCCAAGGGUUUACAAUUUAAGGAUUCGAGCCUCUGAUUGGGGUAUACCGUAUCGCCGAGAAGUUGAAGUUCCUGUUACUAUUAUUUUAAAUAACUUGAAUGACAAUAUACCUCUGUUUGAGAAAAUAAAUUGUGAGGGAAUAAUCCCCAGGGACCUUGGUGUUGGAGAGCAAAUAACAACCGUAUCUGCUAUCGAUGCUGAUGAGCUCCAGUUGGUGAGAUACCAAAUUGAAUCUGGAAAUGAACUGGAUUUAUUUAGCCUAAACCCAAAUUCUGGAGUACUUUCUCUCAAACAAUCACUAAUAGAUGGCCUAGGUGCUAAAAUGUCUUUUUACAGUUUGAAAAUUACAGCUACAGAUGGAGAGAACUUUGCACAACCAUUGUAUAUCAACAUAACUGUAGCUAAUAGUCGCAAACCAGUGAACUUGCAGUGUGAAGAAACUGGUGUUGCCAAAAUGCUUGCAGAGAAACUCUUACAAGCAAAUAAGUUGCACAAUCGUGGAGAAGUUGAGGAUGCUUUCUUUGAUACUCACUCUGUGAAUCUGCAUGCACCUCAGUUUAGAAGUACUCUUCCCAGUAGCAUUGAGAUAAAAGAAGACCAACCUGUGGGCUCUAGCAUAAUAUCUGUGAAUGCUGCUGAUCUUGAUACCGGCUUCAAUGGAAAGCUAGUGUAUGUUAUUUCUGGAGGUAAUGAGGACAGUAGUUUCAUUGUUGAUAUGGAAAGAGGAGUGCUGAAAAUUCUAUCUCCCCUUGACCGAGAACUAAAAGAUAAAUAUACUCUCAAUAUUACUGUCUAUGAUCUUGGAAUACCACAGAAGUCUGCCUGGACCCUUUUAGAUAUAAAAAUUUUGGAUGCUAAUGACAACCCACCGGAGUUCCUCCAAGACAGCUAUUUUGUUGAAGUAAGUGAAAACAAAGAGCCCAACAGUGAAAUAAUUCAAGUUGGAGCUACUGAUAAAGAUUUAGGGACUAAUGGAGAAGUGAAAUACUCUCUUCUUACAGAUACAGACAAGUUUACUAUUAAUUCUGUGACAGGAGUUGUGAAAGUUGUAGGGGUCCUGGAUCGGGAGGAACAGCACAUUUAUUUGUUGAAAAUUGAGGCUAGGGACCAAUCUACUGAAGAACCUCAAUUAUUUUCAACAGUUAUUCUGAAAGUGGCUGUAGAAGAUGUAAAUGACAAUCCUCCCAAAUUUAUUCCUUCAAAUUAUCAUGUGAAAAUUCGAGAAGAUCUUCCUGAGGGAACAAUUAUUACAUGGCUAGAAGCGUACGAUCCUGAUUUGGGCCAGUCAAGUCAAGUACGGUACAGUCUUUUGGACAGUGGAGAUGGCACCUUUGAUGUUGACAAAAUAAGUGGGGCAAUACGUGUUGUACAAAGACUGGAUUAUGAAAAGAGACAAUUUUAUAACUUGACCGUGCGGGCCAAGGACAAGGGAAAACCCGUUUCAUUGUCCUCUACCUGCUACGUUGAAGUUGAGGUAGUUGAUGUGAAUGAAAACUUGCACCCCCCACGGUUCUCCAUAUUUGCAGAUAAAGGCUUCAUAAAGGAAGAUGCUCCUGUUGGCUCCUCAGUAAUGACAGUUUCUGCUUAUGAUGAAGAUGCAGGAAGAGAUGGGGAGAUCAGAUAUUCCAUCCGAGAUGGAUCGGGUUUAGGAGUUUUUCGAAUUGAUGAGGAAAAAGGCAUUAUUGAGACUGCAGACCACCUGGAUCGUGAGACUACUUCGCAUUACUGGCUUACUGUUUAUGCAACAGACCAAGGCGUUGUGCCUUUAUCAUCUUUCAUUGAAAUCUACAUAGAAGUUGGGGAUGUUAAUGAUAAUGCUCCUCAGACCACGGAACCAGUUUACUACCCAGAGGUCAUGGAAAACUCACCUAAAGAUGUGUCUGUCAUUCAGAUUGAGGCAUUUGAUCCAGAUUCGAGCUCAAGUGAAAAACUAACCUACAAGAUUACAAGUGGAAAUCCACAGGGAUUCUUCUCAAUAAACCCCAAAACUGGGCUAAUUACAACCACAUCCAGAAAACUAGACCGAGAGCAGCAGGGAGAGCACAUACUGGAGGUAACAGUAACAGACAAUGGUACUCCCGCAAAAUCAACAAUUGCACGGGUGAUUGUGAAGGUCUUAGAUGAGAAUGACAACAAGCCUCAAUUCUUGCAAAAAUUCUACAAAAUUCGGCUUCCGGAGCGUGGUAAGCCUGAGCGAGAGAGAGCUGCCAGGAGAGAGCCAAUCUAUCGAGUUAUUGCUGCAGAUAAAGAUGAAGGCCCCAAUGCAGAGAUCUCCUACAGCAUUGAAGAUGGUGAUGAACAUGGCAAAUUCUUUAUUGAACCAAAAACUGGAGUGGUUUCAUCAAAGAAGUUUUCUGCAGCAAGGGACUACGAUAUCCUUUCAAUUAAAGCUGUAGAUAAUGGUCGCCCACAAAAAUCUUCGACUACGCGGCUUCACAUAGAAUGGAUUCCAAAGCCCGUCCCACCCACAGAGCCUAUUUAUUUUGAGGAAUCAUUUUUUUCUUUUACGGUGAUGGAAAGUGACCCAGUUGCUCACAUGAUUGGUGUAAUAGCUGUUGAACCUCUUGGAACACCACUUUGGUUUGACAUAACGGGAGACAAGCUUGCUAGUGAAGUAUUUUACAUCUUACAGAUGGCUUGUGACCUGAACUGUACAGCAGAAGGUGGCAACUAUGACAGUCGAUUUGAUGUGGACAAGGGCACAGGAACUAUCAUUGUUGCAAGACCCCUUGAUGCAGAACAGAAAUCAAAUUACAACUUGACAGUAGAAGCAACAGAUGGAACCAGAUCUAUCAGCACUCAGGUGUACAUCAAAGUUAUAGACACAAAUAAUCACAGGCCUCAGUUUUCUGCUUCAAAAUAUGAAGUUGUUAUUCCUGAGGAUACCUUACCAGAGACAGAAAUUCUGCAAGUCAGUGCCACAGACAGGGAUGAGAAGAAUAAACUGAUUUACACUAUGCAAGGCAGCACUGAUCCCAUUAGUCUUAAGAAAUUUCGUCUGGACCCUGCAACUGGCUCCCUUUAUACCUCAGAAAAACUGGAUCAUGAGACCAUGAACCAGCAUAUUCUCACAAUAAUGGUCCGAGAUCAAGAUGUUCCUGUGAAGCGCAACUACGCCAGGGUGGUGGUCAAUGUCAGCGACACGAACGAUCACGCCCCGUGGUUCACCAGCCCUGCCUAUGAAGGACGAGUGUAUGAGUCAGCAGCUGUUGGAUCAGCAGUGCUCCAGGUUACAGCAUUAGAUAAGGACAAAGGAAAAAAUGCAGAAAUUGUGUACUCCAUUGAAUCAGGGAAUAUUGGAAAUUCCUUCCUUAUUGAUCCCAUUUUGGGUAUGAUUAAAAUUGCAAAGGAAUUAGAUCGUAGUAACCAGGAAGAAUACAACCUGAUGGUAAAAGCUACAGAUAAAGGACAUCCUCCAAUGAGUGAAGUGACCUCUGUGCGCAUAUUUGUUACAGUUUCUGAUAAUGCCUCACCAAAAUUCACAGCCAAAGAAUAUUCUACAGAAAUCAGUGAAAGUGCCAACAUUGGCAGUUUUGUUGGAAUGGUUACAGCAUACAGUCAGUCUUCUGUAGUUUAUGAAAUAAAAGACGGUAAUUCAGAUGAUGCCUUUGCUAUCAACCCCAACUCAGGUGUCAUCAUUACUCAGAAGAUACUUGAUUUUGAGACUUUGCCUUCUUAUGCUCUUACUGUGCAAGGAACAAACAUGGCUGGCUUGUCCAGUAAUGCAACAGUUUUGGUACAUCUUCGGGAUGAGAAUGACAAUGCACCAAUUUUCAUGCAGGCUGAAUAUACAGGACUCAUCAGUGAAUCAGCUUCAAUUAACAGUGUGGUUCUGACUGACAAGAAUAUCCCAUUAGUAAUUCGAGCUACAGAUGCUGAUAAAGAAUCUAAUGCUUUGCUUGUUUAUCAAAUUGUUGAACCAUCUGUCCGCCAGUAUUUUGCCAUUGAUUCUAGCACUGGUGCCAUUCGGACAGUAAUGAGUCUGGACUAUGAGGAGACAAAUAUUUUCCACUUUUCAGUGCAAGUACAUGAUACAGGCAUACCACGUCUAUAUGCGGAAUACGCAGCUAAUGUUACUAUUUAUGUGAUUGACAUCAAUGAUUGCCCUCCUGUGUUUUCAAGAGAGCUGUAUGAGACAUCCCUUCUGGUUCCAACUUAUAAAGGCGUGAAAGUCAUCAGUGUAAAUGCCACUGAUGCAGAUUCAGGCAUUUUUUCCCAAUUAAUUUAUUCCAUUAUUGAAGGCAACAUUGGAGAAAAAUUUUCAAUAAACCCUAAGACUGGCGAUAUAACAGUACAAAACACAACUCAGUUAAGAAGCAGAUAUGAAUUAACUGUGAGAGCAUCUGAUGGCAGAUUUGCAAGCACUGCAUCUGUAAAAAUUAAUGUGAAAGAAAGCAAAGCAAGCCAGCUGAAGUUCACACAGAGUUCUUACUCUGCAACAGUGCAGGAGAAUUCCACAGAGGCAAAAACAAUAGCUGUUGUUACUGCUAUAGGGAAUCAAAUGAAUAAGCCUUUGUUUUACCAUAUUCUAAAUCCAGACAGCAGAUUUAAAAUAAGCCAAACUUCAGGAGUCCUUUCCACAACAGGAAUACCAUUUGAUCGUGAACAGCAAGAAUCUUUUGAUGUGGUCGUGGAAGUGACAGAGGAAAAUAAACCAUCAGUUGUUGCACACAUUGUAGUUAAAGUCACAGUAGAAGAUGUAAAUGAUAACGUUCCAUUUUUUGUCAAUCUUCCGUAUUAUGCUGCUGUUAAAGUAGACUCGGAAGCAGGCCAUGUUAUUCAACGUGUGACAGCAGUAGAUAAAGAUACAGGCAAAAAUGGAGAGGUGCGUUACUAUCUCAAAGAACAUCAUGAACAUUUCCAAAUUGAUCCUACUGGUGAAAUCUCCCUGAAGAAGAAGUUUGAACCAGACACACUAAAUAAGGAGUAUCUGGUCACAGUAGUGGCAAAAGAUGGAGGAGACCCUGCAUUUUCAGCUGAAGUUACAGUCCCAAUUACAGUUAUGAGUAAAGCUAUGCCGGUGUUUGAAAAGCCUUUCUACAGUGCAGAGAUACCAGAAAACGUUCAGCUCCACAGUCCUGUGGUACACGUACAAGCAAACAGCCCUGAAGGACUCAAGGUGUUUUACAGCAUCACAGGUGGAGAUCCUUUCAAUCAGUUCACUAUCAACUUCAACACUGGAGUUAUAAAUGUUGUUGCCCCUCUUGACUUUGAGUCUCAUCCAGCCUAUAAACUGAGUGUUCGAGCAACUGACUCCCUAAAUGGGGCACAUGCUGAUGUGUUUGUAGACAUAAUAGUGGAAGACAUCAAUGAUAAUCCUCCUGUGUUCACAGAGCAGUCUUACAUUGCAACACUUUCUGAAGCAUCUGUUGUUGGAACAUCUGUUGCACAAGUGAGCGCUACAGAUGCGGAUUCUGGAACCAACAGGGGAAUUUCCUAUCACUUGGUUGAGGAUAAUAGUGAAAGUCAUGACUACUUUCACAUAGAUAGCAGCACUGGACUCAUUCUUACAGCAAAAACUUUAGACUACGAACAAAUUAAGCAACACAAGUUACUAAUAAGGGCCAUAGAUGGUGGCAUGCUGCCCUUGAGUAGUGAUACUAUUGUAACUGUGGAUGUAACUGAUCUCAAUGAUAACCCCCCUCUUUUUAGCCAAUUGCUUUAUGAAGCCAAAAUUAGUGAACUGGCUCCUCGAGGACAUUUUGUGACAUGUGUGCAAGCCUCAGAUGCUGAUAGUACAGAUGUUGGCAAGCUGGAGUAUUCCAUUCUGACAGGCAAUGAUCAGAAGAAUUUUGUGAUUGAUAGUAAAAUUGGCAUUAUCACCAUCUCAAACCUACGCAGACAGACACUGAAGUCACAUUAUAAUCUUAAUGUGUCGGUUUCUGAUGGUGUCUUCAGAAGCUCAGCCCAAGUCCAUAUAAGUGUAAUCAGUGCUAACAUGCACAGUCCUGUUUUCGGCCAGAAUGAGUAUGAGGUUGAACUAGCUGAAAAUGCUCCACUGCAUACUUUGGUUACUGAGGUUAAAGCAACAGAUGAAGACUCUGGUACACAUGGCCACAUCACUUACCACAUAGUAAAUGACUUUGCCAAAGACAGAUUUUAUGCAAAUGAGAGAGGGCAGAUAUUUACCUCGGAAAAGCUUGAUCGUGAAACUCCAGCAGAAAAAGUAAUUGCCAUUAGUUUAAUGGCCAAAGAUUCAGGAGGGAAAGUUGCUUUCUGUACUGUUAAUGUAAUACUUACAGAUGACAAUGAUAAUGCUCCUCAAUUCCGGGCAACAGAGUAUGAAGUAAACAUCGGGACUGAUGUUCCACGGGGUACUUCGGUCAUUAAAGUCUGGGCAUCUGAUGCUGAUGAAGGUACAAAUGCAGACAUCACAUAUUCUAUUGAAGCAGAGUCUGAAAACGUAGAAGAGAAUUUAGAAAUUGAUUCAUUGUCUGGUAUAAUCACUACAAAAGAAAGGUUAAUUGGUUUGGAAAAUGAGUUUCUUACUUUCCUUGUUAGAGCAAUUGAUGGUGGGUCCCCCCCGAAAGAGUCAGUUGUUCCUGUCUAUGCUAGAAUACUCCCACCAGAAGUGCCUACACCAAAAUUUUCAGAACCAUUUUAUUCUUAUACUGUCUCUGAGGACAUUCCAAUUGGAACUGUGAUAGAUGUUAUCAAAGCAGAGCAUAAUCAGACUUUGGUAUAUAGUCUGAUUAAAGGGAACACUCCUGAAAGCAACAGAGAUGACUUUUUUGUGAUUGACCGACAGACUGGAGAGUUGAAACUUGAGAAGAACCUUGAUCAUGAAACAACUAAGUGGUACCAGUUCUCAGUUCAAGCACAGUAUGCAAAUGAAGAUUAUAAUGUUGUUUCCUCAGUAGAGGUUAGCAUUCAAGUAAAAGACACAAAUGAUAACAAACCCAUUUUGGAAUCCAACCCAUAUGAAGCAUUCGUUGUAGAAAACACACCAGCUGGAACACGAGUCAUACAGGUUAAAGGAACUGACUUAGAUUCAGGACUCAAUGGGCAGGUUACUUACAGCUUGGAUCCUUCUCAAGAGCUUGACAUUAUAGAAUCUUUUACCAUAAACAUGGAAACUGGCUGGAUUACCACUCUGAAAGAACUUGAUCAUGAGAAACGAGACAAAUACAAGAUCACAGUGGUUGCAUCUGACCGGGGGGAAAAAAUCCAGCUGUCUUCUAUGGCUGUGGUUGAAGUUACUGUCACAGACGUGAAUGACAAUCCUCCACGGUUCACUGCAGAGAUUUAUAAGGGAACAGUCAGUGAAGAUGACCCUCCUGGUGGGGUAAUUGCCAUCCUGAGUACAACAGAUGCUGAUACAGAAGAAACCAAUAGACAAGUCUUUUAUUACAUAACAGGAGGUGAUCCUUUGGGACAGUUUGCUAUUGAAAAUUUACAAAAUGAAUGGAAGGUCUAUGUCAAAAAGCCUCUGGACAGGGAAGAAAAGGAUAAUUAUCUUCUAAAUAUUACAGCUACUGAUGGGACCUUUGCAGCUAAAGCUGUGGUGGAGGUUAAAGUCCUUGAUGCUAAUGAUAAUAGCCCUGUUUGUGAAAAGACUUUAUAUGCUGAUUCAGUUCCUGAAGAUGCCCUUCCUGGCAAGCUGAUAAUGCAGGUGUCUGCUACAGAUGCAGAUAUUCGUUCCAAUGCAGAAAUUACUUACACACUGCAUGGCACAGGAGCAGAAAAAUUCAGACUUGCUCCAGACACAGGUGAACUGAAAACAUUAAUGUCACUUGAUCGUGAGCAGCAAGCAGUUUAUCAUCUUCUAGUGAAAGCCACAGAUGGAGGAGGAAGAUUCUGCCAAGCUAACAUUAUCCUAACUCUGGAAGAUGUGAAUGAUAAUGCCCCAGAAUUUACAACUGACAGUUACUCCAUUACAGUAUUUGAGAACACAGAGCCUGGAACCCUUUUGACAAGAGUGCAGGCAACAGAUGCAGAUGCAGGGUUGAACCGUAAAAUCCAUUAUGCGCUGGUGAACUCUGCAGAGGGGCAGUUCUCUAUUGAUGAAUUCUCUGGAAUCAUUCGUUUGGAGAAGCCUUUGGAUCGGGAAUUACAAGCCGUGUACACAUUAACUUUGAAGGCCACAGAUGAAGGCUUACCUAGAAGGCUGUCUUCAACAAGUAGUCUUAUAGUUUCUGUUUUGGAUAUUAAUGACAAUCCACCCGUAUUUGAGCAUAGGGAGUAUAGUGCAAGUGUGUCAGAGGACAUUCUGGUUGGAACUGAAGUUCUCCAGAUCUAUGCUGCAAGCAGAGACAUUGAAGCCAACGCUGAAAUCACAUACUCAAUAGUCAGUGGGAACGAACAUGGAAAAUUCAGCAUCGAUUCAACAACAGGAGCCAUUUUUAUCAUUGAGAGUUUGGAUUAUGAAAGUUCUCAUGAGUACUACCUGACAGUGGAAGCCACAGAUGGAGGCACACCUUCAUUAAGUGAUGUUGUAACAGUGAAUAUUAAUGUCACGGAUAUCAAUGACAAUUCUCCAGUGUUUAGCCAAGACACUUACACUGCAGUAAUCAGUGAAGAUGCUAUGCUUGAACAAUCAGUUAUUACAGUUAUGGCAGAUGAUGCUGAUGGACCUUCCAACAACCACAUUCACUACACAAUCAUAGAUGGGAAUCAAGGAAAUCCUUUUACAAUUGACCCUACCAGAGGUGAAAUAAAAGUGACUAAGCUUCUAGACAGAGAAAAGAUUUCAGGAUAUACCUUGACAGUUCAAGCUUCAGAUAAUGGAAGUCCACCUAAACUUAACACAACUACAGUAAACAUUGAUGUUUCUGAUGUAAAUGAUAAUCCUCCAGUGUUCUCAAAAGGAAACUAUAGUGUUAUCAUCCAGGAGAAUAAACCUAUUGGAUUCAGUGUGCUGCAGCUAGUGGUGACAGACAGGGAUUCUUCUCACAACGGCCCUCCUUUUCUCUUCACCAUCCUGACUGGAAAUGAAGAGAGAACUUUUCAGAUUACCCAGCAGGGAGUUCUGACCACAAGCGCUGCGCUGAAUCGCAAAGUGAGAGAUCACUAUUUGCUUCAUGUCAAGGUGUCAGAUAAUGGAAAACCACCGUUGUCAUCUUUGACUUAUAUUGAUAUUAGAGUUAUUGAGGAAAGCAUUUAUUCUCCAGCAAUACUGCCUCUGGAAAUCUUUAUCACAGCCUUUGGGGAAGAAUAUCCAGGUGGUGUCAUUGGAAAAAUUCACGCAACCGAUCAAGAUGUUUAUGAUACCUUGACAUACAGUCUGGACCCCAAAAUGGAAUCCUUGUUCUCUGUUUCCAGUACUGGUGGCAAACUAAUAGCACACAAAAGGUUAGAUGUAGGACAGUACCUCCUAAAUGUCACUGUUACAGAUGGAAAAUUUACAGCUGCAGCUGAUAUUACUGUGCACAUCAGGCAAAUCACACAAGAGGUAUUAAAUCACAGUAUCGCAAUACGCUUUGCAAACCUGUCCCCUGAAGAAUUCAUCGGUGAUUACUGGCGCAAUUUCCAGAGAGCAUUGAGAAACAUCUUGGGCGUGAGGAGAAAUGACAUCCAGAUUGUUAGUUUGCAGCCUUCUGAGCCUCCUUCUAAUCUGGAUGUCCUCCUGAAUAUUGAAAAGUCUGGUAGCUCUCACCACCCAAUGAGAAUUUUGCUCCACAAGAUAAACUCUUCUGUGCCUGACCUAGAGGAGAUUUUAGGUGUCCGGAUAAUUGAUGUGUUUCAUAAGCUCUGUGCCGGCCUAGAUUGUCCUUUGAAAUUUUGUGAAGAAAAAGUAACAGUGGAUGAGAACACCAUGUCAACGCACAGCACAGCCAGGCUGAGCUUCGUUACUCCCCGUCAUCAGAGAACAGCAGUUUGCCUUUGUAAAGAAGGGAAAUGCCCCCUGGUGAACAGUGUGUGUGAAGGAAAUCCAUGUCCUGAAGGUACUGAAUGUUUAGGAGAUCCAAAGGAAGGAAAAUACACCUGUGUUUGCCAAGAUGGCAAAGCUGGACAAUGUCCUGCAUCAGCUGGCUCCGCUGUGACAUUUACUGGGAGCAGCUAUGUGAAAUAUCGUCUCAUGGAAAAUGAGAACAAAGAGGAAAUGAAGCUGACAAUGAGACUUAGAACUUACUCUGCUCAUGCAGUUGUUAUGUAUGCUCGAGGAACAGACUACAGUAUCUUAGAGAUCCAUCAUGGAAGACUGCAAUAUAAAUUUGAUUGUGGCAGUGGACCCGGGAUUGUCUCUGUUCAGAGCACUCAGAUAAACGAUGGCCAGUGGCAUUCCAUAUCUCUUGAGGUGGAUGGAAACUAUGCACGCCUUGUUCUGGACAGGGUGCAUACUGCAUCUGGUACUGCUCCUGGUACGCUUAGGACACUCAACCUGGACAAUCACGUGUUCUUUGGUGGUCAUAUUCGUCAGCAAGGUACAAGACACGGUAGAAGUCCUCAGGUUAGCAAUGGUUUCAGAGGCUGUAUGGAUUCCAUUGUACUAAAUGGACAAGAGCUGCCCCUAAACAGCAAGCCACGAAAUUAUGCACACAUGGAGGAAUCUGUAGAUGUCACUCCUGGGUGCUUACUGACUGCCACAGAUGGAUGCUCAAGCAGCCCCUGUCAGAAUGGAGGCAUCUGCAAUGCACUGUCAAAUGGAGGUUACUACUGCAAGUGUGCACCUUUGUUUAUGGGAACUCACUGCGAUGUAAGUGUGAACCCAUGUGCCUCCAACCCCUGCCUUUAUGGUGGGACUUGCAUCCCAGUCAGUGAUGAUUUUAUCUGCCAGUGCCGAGGACAAUAUACAGGUCAAAGAUGCCAGCUGGGUCCAUAUUGCAAAGACAAUCCUUGCAAAAACAGUGGCAAGUGUAUUGACAGUUUGGAUGGACCUGUUUGUGAGUGUGAAGCUGGCUUUCGUGGAGAAAGGUGCCUGACUGAUGUCGAUGAAUGCGUAGAAAACCCAUGUCUCAAUGGUGCCCUUUGUGAGAAUACAUAUGGUUCAUACCACUGCAACUGUAGUCGUGGAUUUGGAGGCAAACACUGCACAGACAUUGUUCUCAAUAAAUAUGUUUCGACAUCUUGGAACAUUGGCUUAGCUGAAGUGAUUGGGAUUAUUGUUUUCGUCGCAGGAAUCUUCUUGUUAGUUGUGAUUUUUGUUGUUUGCCGCAAAGUGGUUGGUAGGAAGAAGAAGCACCAGCCAGAACCUGAAGACAAGCAACUGGGAGCUACGACAGCCUUCUUGCAAAGACCGUGUUUUGAUGCAAAAUUGAAUAAGAACAUCUAUUCUGACAUCCCACCACAGGUUCCUGUUCGUCCCAUUUCAUACACUCCAAGCAUUCCAAGUGACUCCAGGAACAAUCUUGACAGGAAUUCUUUUGAAGGGUCUGCUAUCCCUGAGCACCCUGAGUUUAGUACUUUUAACCCAGAUUCUGUACAUGGUCACCGGAAAGCUGUAGCUGUUUGCAGUGUUGCACCAAACUUGCCACCUCCACCUCCCUCCAACUCACCUUCAGACAGUGAUUCAAUACAGAAACCCAGCUGGGAUUUUGACUAUGACACUAAAGUAGUAGAUCUUGACCCCUGCCUUUCUAAGAAGCCUCUGGAUGAAAAGAACUCCCAUCCUUACAGUGCAAGAGAAAGCAUGUCUGAGGUCCAGUCUCUCAGCUCCUUCCAGUCUGAAUCCUGUGAUGACAAUGCUUCCGUAGUGACUGUAAUACACCUUGUCAAUGCUGUUGUUGACUCGGUGGAAAAAGAAGAAUCUUUUGCUGUUCCUGACCUCAGCAAUUCAAGAGGUUAUCACUGGGAUACAUCAGAUUGGAUGCCAAGUGUUCAGUUGCCAGGUAUCCAAGAGUAUCCAAAUUACGAAGUGGUGGAGGAGUCAGCUCCCCUCUACACAGAUCCAAAUGCCAUCGAUACAGACUAUUACCCUGGUGGUUAUGACAUAGAGAGUGAUUUUCCACCUCCACCUGAUGAUUUCCAUGCACCUGAUGAGCUUCCACCAUUACCACCUGAAUACAGCGACCAGUUUGAGUCAAUACAGCCACCCAGAGACAUGCCAGCCGUAGGUAGCUUGGGUUCUUCCACAAGGAGCAGGCAGAGAUUUAACCUUAACCAGUACCUUCCCCAUCACUACCCUGCAGACAUGUCAGAACCUCAGACCGCCCCCGGCGGCGGCGGCAGCUACAGAGAGCCGUUCGCUCCGUACUCGCUGGGGUUCAAUCCAGACUUUGAGGCACCCCCUGCAGACAACAUGUCCAUGUCUGUGUACGCUUCCACAGCCUCCUGCUCGGAUGUGUCAGCAUGCUGUGAAAUGGAGUCUGAAGUCAUGAUGAGUGACUAUGAGAGUGGAGAUGAUGCUCACUUCGAAGAUGUGAAAAUUCCUCCGCUUGAUUCCCAGCAACAUACAGAAGUCUGACACACUCAACAAAAGUGCCUGGACUCUAACAAACUUUAUCAAAUCUAGAACAAUUUUCAAGAGCUUUUUUUAUUUUUUCUUUUUUUUUUCCCAACCACGGUGAAUGCUUUUGUUUCAGUGAGCUAAACUGGCAUGGCAGCAUUGGAUCAUGCAGUUCAUUUCACUAAAUGAACCUCUUUCCAUUUCCUGACCUACUGUAUUUGGAAAGUUCUAAGAUUUCCAUUGGCUGUGCCAUUUCUGAACAUCCUUUAUGUACUUACAUUUUCUAUGUUAAAAAAAAAAAUCACAUACCACUUCUCCAUGUUAGCAUGAUGCGUAUAUUUAUAUAGUUCUAAUGCAAUUAAUUUUCUCCUAUUUUUUGUAAAUUUUAUGUACAGUUUUGAUUUUAAUAGUUUUAACUAGAUUUUGUAGAUAUUUUGUGAAUUUGUUUUCCACUGAAACUAGUGGUGUUAGUGUGCCAUUAAAAAUGAGCACCCUGACUUAUUAUAAUCAGGGCAUCACUGUAUGUAUUCCCCUGAAAAACUAAGGUUUGACAUUUCAUUGUAAAACAUUCAACAUAUUCACACAAUUUCAAUUGUACAUACAUUAGGUCUGAUAUUUUUCUGGGUCAGCUAUAUGGAAAUGUCUUAAAUGGGUUGCUGUAUUUUAGAACUGUAAACAUUUUUUUCCCUUCUUGGAAAGUGUGUUGGGGACCCUCUGCAUACCAGUUUAGAACCAAAACCACCAUGACACAGUUUUUAUAGUGUCUGUAUAUUUGUGAUCCAAUGGUCUUGUAAAGGUUUUUACUGAAAAUUACCAUUAGCCAGUCUUUCUUACUGACAAUAAAUUAUUAAUAAAAUACUUUAGCUUUGCUCUGUGUAUCUCUAUUAUAUAAUAUACCAUUGACAAAGCAUUCAGUGCAGCAUUUUUUAAGUCUGUAUAUGUUUUGUACUGUAUUAAGUUACUUGCUCCAAGCAACUCCUUUUCCUCUCCUCUGAAAUCAGCCUGCAGCUGUGUUAGCGAUGCUCACAAGAUGGCAGUGUGUGUCUGCUUAAUGGUGUUUUUAAAAGUAAUCGGGCCAGUCUGAAUAAAGAUUGAUGGGUAUCAAACUGCA